Messenger RNA from Cucumis sativus (cucumber), 1825 nucleotides. Its product is annotated as transcription factor bHLH30. The record is from RefSeq and is a predicted model, not a curated record. Lineage: Eukaryota; Viridiplantae; Streptophyta; Magnoliopsida; Cucurbitales; Cucurbitaceae. Bases 318 to 1433 code for a protein of 371 amino acids. Gene Ontology annotation, biological process: regulation of DNA-templated transcription. The transcript is spliced from 2 exons. Gene Ontology annotation, molecular function: DNA-binding transcription factor activity; protein dimerization activity.
GUAAAGCAAAUAGAGAGAGAAAGAGAGAGAGAGAGAGGAAAAAGAAAAGAGCUCUCUAUAUAUUGGAAUGGUGGUGGGAGAGAUUUUGCAAAGAGAUAUAGCUAGAGAGAUUACUCAAAAGGAAAAAAGAUUAAUAUCCAAAAGGGAAGAGAUGACAAGAAAUUCACAAGGAGAGAUGAUAGAGAUAUAGAUGAGGAUUUAACGCUCAAUUUCCAAACCUUUUUUUGCUAUUUUCUUAUUAAUUAUUAGCACAAUUACAUAGAGGAAAAGAAAAAAAAAAACAAAAAAAGGAAAAAAAGAACUUUUUCUGGAGUGAUAUGUGUGGAGAGGAUCAAGAAGAGGAUCAUCAACAACAACAACAUCAAGGAGAGUGUUCACAAACAAUUGAGAAUAUGUUUCAAGAACAACUUCUUCUCCACCAACAACAACUACAAAACAACGACGGUGACCACAACAACAACGAUCAUCAUAUGAUGUAUGGAGUAGAGCAUCAUCAUCAUGGAAUUGGAAGAUCAGGGUUAAUUUUUCCACCCGAAGUCAUGCCUCCGAUGCUGCAACCGUGGUCGUCGCUUAAUCCGUUUAUGAUCCCUCCCCCACCACCGCCGCCUCUACCAACAUCAUUAUCAUGUUCAUCGUCGUCUUAUGGUAGUUUGUUUAACCGAAGGCCACCUAAUUGUCUUCAAUUUGCUUAUGAUGGUCCAUCUUCGGCUGACCAUCUGGGUCGAAUCAUAUCGACGACGCUAGGACCGGUGGUUCAUCCAGGUUCCACGGCUCCCUUUGGGCUACAAGCUGAGCUUGGGAAAAUGAGUGCUCAAGAAAUAAUGGAUGCUAAAGCUCUUGCAGCUUCUAAAAGCCAUAGUGAAGCUGAGAGGAGAAGAAGAGAAAGAAUCAACAACCAUCUUGCUAAGCUAAGGAGCAUACUCCCUAGUACCACUAAAACAGACAAAGCAUCAUUGUUAGCGGAAGUAAUAGAACACGUGAAAGAGCUAAAACGACAAACAUCAAUAAUAGCGGAAACAAGUCCAAUACCAACAGAAGUUGAUGAAGUAAGUGUAGAUGAUGCUUCAGAACAAGAGAUGAUGAUGAUAAGUAAUAAUGGAUCAAUAUCAUCAUCAGCCAAGUUUGUAAUAAAGGCUUCUCUUUGCUGUGAAGACCGUUCAGAUCUUCUUCCUGAUCUCAUCAAAACCCUCAAAUCUUUACGUUUAACAACACUCAAAGCUGAAAUUACAACACUUGGUGGUCGUUUAAGAAACGUUUUGUUCGUAACGGCUGACGAAGAACAACAACAACAACACAAUAUUACAUCUAUUAUUCAAGAUGCCCUUAAAGCUGUCAUUGAAAAAACUGCAGGGGAUCAUGAUUCUUCUUCAGCAAAUAUCAAAAGACAAAGGACCACCACUACAAAUAACAUUAAUAAUAAUAAUAUCCUUUAAUUUAUUUUUUUUAUUAUUAUUUGAGAAAUUUUGGUAAUGAUCAUAUUCAUACCAUAUAUAUAUAAUAUAUAUAUAUAGUACUGAAAAUUUUGAUCUUUUUCGUAUGGAGAUAAAAGGGUGAUCUUUUUCUAUGAUGGUUUUUUUUUUUUUUUUUUUUUUCUGGAUGACAGAAGAAUUUAUUUACUAUGACUUAAAAAAUGGUGUGAGAUUUUUCUUUUCUUUUCUUUUUUCAAUUUUUCAGAGUUGCAGUGAAGUUUUAAAAGAAAAACCCUAAUGAGAGGGUUUGCAUGUGCUGCAGUUGUAUCCCCAUUUAUACUGCAAAGUGAUGCAAGAAAAAAAAAGUUUGAUUUUAAAAAAUAUAUAUAUAUAUAUAUUGCUGAUUUUAUGCAUAA